GUGAAAAUCAACGUCAAAAAAGAGGACAAGGGCAAAGACGAGGAGAGAGAUGCGAAAGACGGAACGUGGGAUCGGGUACUCACGUUUUACUUUUUUUAUGCUAGUUUUUACUUCUCCUCGCAAACGCGUUCGUCAUCGCAGGACACUGCUUAGUAAUCGUAACACAGCUGCACAUGACUAAUUCAAAAUCCAUGGUUUUUUUCUCCAGUAACUAAAACUCCCUCAGGUCUCCAUUAGGCCUUGAAUACCUCCAUACCUUCAUACCAUCCAGACCCACGUCACAAAACUCACAACGAACCACAGGAAUAUCACACCGCUGAAGUCACUACGAAAGUAAAGAAAGACGAUGCAGACGAAGAGAUGGAGGUUACGGAGACUCAGAGAGUUGAAUUUUCGCGUUCCCAUAUGAUGGUGAUGCGUCAAAUGAAACUACUACAACUUUGGGGCCCUCUUGCGUGUGACGUUAUCCUACCCUGGACGCGAAAUGCCGAUUUGAAAUUAAGGCAUGACCAUGGUCAUUAGUAGAGGUAGACAGAAAAUUCUUCGCGAUCAACAUCAAGUUGAUGUGUGUGUCUUUAACUUUCUAUGCUGCGGGGUUUAGACAAUCUUCAACACAAGACAGUAGAUAAUCUUGAUAUAGUGUUUGUCUAUCGAGAACCUGAUAAUCUUUCGGGAACCUAAUAUAGUGUUUGUCUAUGUGGCACACUUCUGUCUGGCUACAACGACCACGCAAGAUCUGCCACAUAUUUCAGCAUUAUUUUUCUAGUUUUGAUUUUGAAAACAACAGGAAAGCAAGAGUCUCUAAUACCCGUCAAGGACAUUUUCGCUGGUAACGCGGUAGCUGUUCCUAGAGCAGGCGGAAGAGAGGCUGUGUGGGCAACACAAGUGAAGCAGUGGGCCAAGCAAAAGCGCGACAAUCCGAAAGAUACCUCUGCGGCUUUGAAUUUGGAAGCUUACGGUAAAAACGUGCACAAUGACGAAAUCAAGGAUGGCUAUUUGCACAAACCGGCUAAUUAUGGCACAGAAAAUGCACGUAGAUAAAGAUUGAUAGUGAUUGAACGAUCUAAAUUAUGUUUUUUGAACAGACCUUAGAUGAUGUGCAGAAGCUGUACCAGUAUGUUGAUUCUGGUGGGAGUGUCAGCAACAUCUUCUUCGACCUAGGGUUACUAACCUUCGUCUGAAAAUGUAAAUGACUCAAGUAAAAAUCCUCUUCCCUGGUUGUACACAAGAUGAACUGGAAGCACUUACAACAAAUUAUAACAAAUUGAACAUUUGAAAGACAACUGUUAGCAUCCUGGCCCCCGGCCCUGAAUUGUUAUCAGGAUUAGUCUCUACGGGCACUACGGACAGUGUCAUCAGGGGCAUAUACAUGACAAAGACAACUACUGGGGUGACUUUUUAGCCAUAGCUGGAUUCUAACUCCUCAAGGAGAACGUUUUCCUGCGAGCUUCUUUAGAGUCCCUGUGCAGCUGGAGUGGGGAAUACGGUCAACUACGGCUAAUGCGGUUUCGUUUUCUGCUUUUUAGCAUCGUCGGCUUGUCUUCGGAAGUUGUUGACUUAAUUUUUCAGACUCGCUCUACAGAAGCGUUGAUGGACCUGGCCUUGAAACACGAUAUUUCGCAUGAGAAGGGACUCUCCGACUUCAUCAACGCAUACGCACCGAAGAAAGAACAAAAAAAUUAUGGAAAAAUACUGCUCUUGGGGUGGAGAAGCUAUAGACUAGAAAUAGUAGGAAGGUUUCUAACUGCUUCCUGUUACUCUAGGAAUGAUCAACGAUAAGGACUCUACUUCAUCUAGUACGUACGAAGGCAUACUAGUCGUACUAGAAAAAAGAAUAAUACAAAGCUGUGACUAAGACUAGUGAACAAACUGUUACCGCCCUACUGUCUUUAGAUGUCUACAGUUUGUAGCAUGAGCGAGUCUUCUUCCUCCUCUAAGCUGGUGGUGACGGAGCUGAUCAUGAUGGGAGUGAUCGCGACAACAGCGAAAUGCCGGAAGUAGAAAACGAGACAUGGCAGAAGAUUCGACCUGUGAUACAACAGUGGGAGAAUAUUUUUGCAAAUGUUAUGGUGUUGACGUCUUUUUUUUAGUUGAGUAGGGACAUAGAGUUACAACAAGUGGAAUGUCGUGGGAUCCGUCGUCGUAGGAGGUUAAUCAGAAUACUAUUCCUGCUGACUCGGUUGUGCACCUAGAGGAGGCUGCUAUUACGAGUACAAAACGAAAAGAGCCUCUUCCUAUUCAGUCAUCUCCUGCUUAUAAAAUCGUGUCUCUUCUCCGAACGCGAAGCACGUCUCCUGGGUACAACCUUCCAUCAUUUAUUUUAUCUAGAAGCUGUACCAAGGAUCUAUCCUUCUCUAAGACCCUGAUCAAAGAGCGGUUUUUGAAGCCUAAGGAGAUCGAGUUCGAGUUCUGGCAUCCCGUGAUGCUCCAGGACGUUUUUGAUGAGGAUUAUCGUGAAUUAGAGGGCGCUGACUUUGGGAAAGGCCAGAUCCAUAUCGAACUCUGGAAUUACAUGCUGCAAAACGCGGUCACGGG
This is a messenger RNA of Amoebophrya sp. A25, 2535 nucleotides long. The record is from the annotation of a GenBank genome assembly. NCBI's taxonomy places the organism in Eukaryota, Dinophyceae, Syndiniales, Amoebophryaceae.